AUGCCAAACGAGUGCAGUGAAUGGAAUAAGCACAGACUAUUUUUGUUGGAGACCGUCGCGAUGGAAUCGGUGAAGCAUGGUAGUAGUAUAAUAGUAUCGGCGGUCAGUAAAUGGUGCACUCAAAGUUCUUCUUUGGAAUGCCAUCUAUGGAGAUAUUCGGCAUCAGAUCCAAUUCUACAGGCGGGUUUUUGGAUGGUCUAUUGA
This is a messenger RNA of Cylicocyclus nassatus, 204 nucleotides long. The record is from the annotation of a GenBank genome assembly. Lineage: Eukaryota; Metazoa; Nematoda; Chromadorea; Rhabditida; Strongylidae.